Molecule: messenger RNA, 1819 nt
Organism: Eucalyptus grandis
Lineage: Eukaryota; Viridiplantae; Streptophyta; Magnoliopsida; Myrtales; Myrtaceae
Product: TMV resistance protein N-like
Exons: 2
Coding region: 209-1441 (410 amino acids)
Biological process (GO): defense response; signal transduction
Molecular function (GO): ADP binding
Source: RefSeq, a predicted model, not a curated record
CUAAUUUCGUUGGAUCUAAUUCGUCUCGACAGAAAAUAACAAUAAUGCAUCGGCUGGAAACUGCUAUGAGGUGUUCUUGAGCUUCAGAGGCCUAGAUACUCGACAUGGCUUCACCGAUCACCUCUACCAUGGGCUCCUAAGAGGUGGAAUUCACGCUUUCAAAGAUGAUGAUGAGCUUUGCCAAGGCAAGGACAUCAGGCCAGAGCUUAUGGUAGCCAUCACAAAUAGUAAGAUCUUGAUCCCGAUUUUCUCUGUGAAUUAUGGUACAAGCAGUUGGUGCCUGGAUGAACUGGUUCAAAUAAUGGAGCGUAAUAAUAAUAAUGGGCAGAUAGUUUUGCCUAUAUUCUACAAAGUGAAACUAGCUGAAGUGCAAUAUCAAACCGGGAGAUUUGGAGAGGCAUUUCAUGAGCGUGAGAGUCGUUGGCAUGAGAGGUCUUCUUUUGACCCAACGACUUUGGACAAAUGGAAGCAAGCACUCCUUGAAGUCAGCAACUUGAAAGGAUACGAGGCCGAUGGGUCUGAAGUAGAGUUGGUGAAAUCGGUUGUUCAAAAAGUGUUGAAUGAACUAAAGAAAAAGUUUGAGUUGAUUAUUUCUGAGAAUUUGGUAGGAAUUGAUAGUCAUGUGAAGAAUGUUAUGGAACUUCUGGAUGAUAAAUCUCAUCCCCUCCUAUUUGUUGGCAUCCAUGGAAUGGGAGGCAUUGGUAAAACUACUCUUGCUAAAACCAUUUACAACAUGCUAUUCGAUCAAUUUGAGCAUCAUAGCUUCAUUGCAAAUAUAAGGGAAUCAUGGAAGCGUGGUGCUCAUGACUUACAAAAUCAGUUGAUCUUUGAUUUAUCAAAUCAAAAAAAUGAAGUUCGUAAUAAGGAUGAAGGGAUUAAUUUCAUCUCCUCCAUGUUUAAAGAUAAAAAGGUCCUUCUUCUUCUUGAUGAUGUGGAUAAGGUCGAUCAAGUGAAGUGUUUGGCCGGUAAUCAUGAUUGGUUUUCUUUGGGAAGUAUGAUCAUUAUUACCACCAGAAACAAGGGAAUUCUUGAAUUAGCUGGGGUGGAUCACAACUAUGACCUCACGGAAUUGGAUCACCAUCAAUCUUUGAUUCUGUUUAGCAAACAUGCGUUUCGAAAGGACUUUCCUCCAAGUGAAUUUGAGGACCUCACUCAUGAAGUUGUAUCCACCACCGGAGGACUUCCCUUGUCCCUUGAGGUUUUAGGUUCAUCAUUGUGUGGAAAAGAGUCAAAAGAAUGGAGAGAGAUGAUAAAAAAGUUAAGAAAGGUCCCUCAUAUAGAAGUGCGAGAAAAGUUAAGGAUAAGUUAUGAUGCAUUAGAAUAUGAACAAAAAAAAAUAUUUUGGAUAUCGCUUGCUUUCUCAUUGGCACUGACGGGACAAUUGCAUUCUACAUGUGGGAUGCUUGUGACUUUUUUCCAGGGGAGAAUAUUGAAGUAUUGAGAUUUAUGUCUUUAAUAAAAAUUGGAGAUGAUCAUGAGCUCCGAAUGCAUGACCAAUUAAGAGAUCUUGGUAGGGCAAUUGUUUGUGAGGAAAACCAGGAACAACCUUGGCACCGUAGCAGGUUAUGGGAUUCUGUGGAAGCCUUGAAUGUGCUAAAGAGAAAUAAGGUAACCGUUUCUCUUCUUUUGUUUCCUUAGUCCAUGUUCUCUUGUUAGAGUAGUGUUGGUCCUCAACUCAGUGCUUGCUCUAGUGAACAUAGAACCUUCUAAUAUUAGUUUCCUUCAUUCGUUUCAUUGACAUGAUUAGAAAGUAGAGGAGGUUGCUUCUCUCUUGAUAAGUAUCGCAGCUUAUCUAAGAUAUUUCUUAAGUUAUCUCCAA